Messenger RNA from Soboliphyme baturini, 1737 nucleotides. Lineage: Eukaryota; Metazoa; Nematoda; Enoplea; Dioctophymatida; Soboliphymatidae. The record is from the annotation of a GenBank genome assembly.
GUUAUAUUAAUUUUUAACGAAAAAAAUAUCUAGACUCUUUUCGGCAUUCUUAGGUGUUGAAUGGCUUCACGAGAACUAUUGCCGAAGUGUGGUGAUCGUCCUGGACAAAACACCCGCAGUCCACUUGCGCAAACGGAGCGGAAGUCUUCUACGUUCGGUCAGCUUAGAGAAAAUCAAUAACCUUGUGGUUUGGGCGAGCGACAAAGCAUUCGUUUUGCUGGUAUUUCCAGAGGACUACGAUAUGGUGCUUCGAUUUGACUCCUUCUCCUACUGCGCAAAGUUUCUCAAUAGUUUGGAGUUGCUACUCUACCGGAAUAAGAAGACAGUGAAUCUGAGUCACACUGAUACGGCUCGACUGCUAUCGACGGCAGAGACGAUUGAGAUUCGCAAACAGAAACUCGAACAGUUCUUUCGUGAAGCCUAUGCUAAAGCCUUUGGAAUGCCAGAUACGUACAGCGAUUCUGAUGAGAUGAAAAAGUGCUCAUCAGAAGCAGUCCUUCGCACUACGCUUACACGUGCAGAGUUUGCUAAUGCACUUGGCAUGGACGAGGAAGACCUGCUGAUUCAGCGUUUGUUCUCCUGCGUGGCCAGGAGCAACCCAGAGAAAAUCUGUUUCCAAGAUUUUCUUAAUACUGUCAUCAAAUUUGCGAAAGGCAGCGUUAAGGAGAAAUUAGAAAUCUUUUUCGCGAUGUGUGACCGCUCUUCUUCUGGUCAGGUGGACAGAGAAGAAUUUUGUUCAUUCAUGAGAUCAAUCGUUACAAGUGCAGAUUUCAACGUCAUGUCGGAACACCGAGAUCUACGACGCGUUAUGGGUUUGGGCAUUUCGUUCAGUCGUGGGAGUGCAGCUGGUAUAUCGUUGUGCAUGGGUGUCAUUCUACUUACUGUAUGCCGUAACGUUAUUACUAAAAUAAGGGAAACACCCAUUGGUCAGUACAUCCCAUUCGACUCGGCAAUUACAUUUCACAAAAUUGUUGGAAUUACUGCAGGAAUUUUCUCUGCUAUCCAUUCUGCUGGUCAUUGCAUAAAUUUCUAUCACAUAUCAACUCAAGAUAUUGAAUGCCUACAAUGUUUAUUUCAAGAGGCGUUCUUUAGCGCCAACUUGUAUUUCAGCUCUGAUGUUAAACCGUCGGUCAGCUACUGGUUGUAUGGAACAGUGACCGGAGUCACCGGGAUCUUACUCGUCGCCGUGAUGGCAAUUCUAUAUGUUUUCUCUGUUCCUUCCGUGCUCAACAAUGCUUAUCACGCCUUCCGCGUUACCCACACGCUCAACAUUGCCGUUUACGCGUUAACCAUCAUCCACGGGCUGCCAAAGCUUGUGUCGCCACCAAGUUUUGGUUUCUACAUAUUGGCUCCGGUAAUUAUCCUGUUCAUGGAUCGAUUGAUGGGUAUGCGUCAUGACUACAAAAAUUUGGAAAUUUUGAGUGCAAAGACGCUCUCAUCAAACGUGACGUACAUAAAGCUGAAGAGACCAAAAAACUUCAACUUUCGAAGUGGCCAAUGGGUCCGUCUCCGAUGUCCUGCUUUCAAUCACAAAAUGAAUGAAUGGCAUGCAUUUUCCCUGGCAUCCACUCCUCGUGAUCGCGUACUGAAAAUCUUCGUGAAAGCUUUAGGUCCUUGGACCUGGAAACUUCGAAAUGGCAUUCAACAAGCGCAGAAAUUUGGUCUUCCUUAUCCCACGGUAUUUUGCUUUUGUUUAAUGAUUGUUUCAUUGCAAUUCAUGCGUCAAAAGCAUUGAUG